Molecule: messenger RNA, 837 nt
Organism: Fusarium graminearum PH-1
Lineage: Eukaryota; Fungi; Ascomycota; Sordariomycetes; Hypocreales; Nectriaceae
Exons: 1
Coding region: 1-768 (255 amino acids)
Source: RefSeq, a predicted model, not a curated record
AUGCAGGACCAACAGUACACUGCCGAGUCUGUCAUGGAGUUUUUGCUCAUUCCCAAGAAACUCAAGACACUAACUGUUCGUGGCGGCUUGAAACUGCAGCUGUCCAACCCGGCCAAUAACCAAGCUCUGUAUGUGCUCAUGCUACACCUGAGCAAAAGCUUAGAACAUGCCAUAGAGUACAACUGUCGUCUUCGACCGAGUGAAAGCACUUGGGGGUGGUUCGGUAGGACACAGCCAAUACGCAAAUUGUACUCGGAAACAACCAAAGUCACUAUCAAUGCUGUCAACGUCAUGACGCUUGGUUUCCCACAACUCGCUACACGCAAAGAAGAAAUUGAUGAGUGGAAAAGGACUCGAUACCUAUACCAUAGGGCUCAUCAGACCCUGCCAAACGUCGAGGUGAUCCUGGUGCAAAAGAGCUACCGCGAUGACGAGAUGAUGGAUUCAGAAGUGAUGGGGAAGCUGGAACGUCUACUUUAUCUAUUGGUUGAAGAUACCGCUCGCAGUGGCGGGAAGCUAAAGGCUAUCUUCAUCCAGCAACAACCCAACCCAAACAAGGGAAACACGAUUGCCGACUUUGAUUAUUCGAAAUUGAUUAACUUGGGUAGGGAGAGGGAUAUUGAUAUUCACGUCAAGGAGAACAAGAACGUGCCGUUCUAUCAUUAUGAGUUUCCUACGCCACCUUCCAUGUCGUCACUACAAGAAACAAGUACUGAAGAUGGUAUGGGGGUUUUUGAUCCUUUCACGGGUUGCUGGGCCACAAGUUAAUGUUGGCCCCUUCAAGGAAAAAGGACCAUCAGUUGGUCAUUUCAUGCUGUUUGGGUCUCGGGCUAUUUC